This is a messenger RNA of Salarias fasciatus (jewelled blenny), 987 nucleotides long. Its product is annotated as trace amine-associated receptor 8a-like. Gene Ontology annotation, cellular component: membrane. NCBI's taxonomy places the organism in Eukaryota, Metazoa, Chordata, Actinopteri, Blenniiformes, Blenniidae. The transcript has 5 exons. The record is from RefSeq and is a predicted model, not a curated record. Gene Ontology annotation, biological process: G protein-coupled receptor signaling pathway. Gene Ontology annotation, molecular function: trace-amine receptor activity. Bases 1 to 987 code for a protein of 328 amino acids.
AUGAAUACGCUUGAUGAAGCUGAUCUCUGCUUCCCACAAUUCAACUCAUCCUACAGGAAGAUUACACGCUCUCCUGCAGUGUCCAUGCUCAUUUACAUCACCCUGUCCUCCAUCGCUGUGCUCACUGUGGUUCUCAACCUGCUGGUCAUCAUCUCCAUCUUCCACUUCAAGAAGCUGCACACGCCGACCAACCUCCUCCUCCUCUCUCUGGCUGUCUCGGAUUUCUUGGUGGGCCUCCUCAUGGUUUUUCAGAUCAUCCUCAUUGACGGCUGCUGGUUCCUCUGUGACCUCAUGUGUAGUCUGUAUUUUCUCUUAGACUAUGGGAUCACCUCGGCCUCAGUGGGAACAAUGGUGCUCAUAUCAAUCGAUCGCUAUGUGGCCAUUUGUGACCCUCUACAUUAUUCCACUAAAGUCACUCAGAGCAGAGCGAAAGUCUGUGUUCUGCUUUGUUGGCUCUCCUCUGCAGUUUUUCAAGGUCUGGUGCUGAGAGAUAAUGUGAGACAUCCUGGCAGGUACAAUUCUUGCUAUGGAGAGUGUAUAGUUGUUGUUGAAUAUGUUGCAGGAAUAGUGGAUCUUUUGUUGUCUUUUAUUGGCCCUGUCAGCAUCAUUGUGGUUCUGUAUGUGAGAGUGUUUGUGGUGGCUGUGUCUCAGGCUCGAACCAUGAGGUCUCAUGUUACAACAGUUAAGGCCUCAGGCUCAUUCAAUUUAACGACAUUAAAAUCUGAAAGGAAGGCGCUCAGGACUGUCAGUGUUGUAAUAACUGUGUUUCUUAUCUGUAUCUGUCCUUAUUACUGUGUUACUCUUACAGGUGGAGAUGCUGUAUUAAGUGCUUCCUCUGUGGCCUUUGUAAUGUGUCUAUUCUAUUUUAAUUCCUGUCUUAACCCUCUGAUUUAUGCUCUGUUCUACCCCUGGUUCAGAAAAUCCAUAAAACUAAUCAUUACUCUUGAGAUUCUGAAGCCUGGCUCCUGUGAAGCUAACGUUGUGUAG